AUGUUGUCCCGAACCGCGUACUCCACGCCGGCCAUCCUCUCCACCGCCACGGCCUUACUCUCCCGCACUCCACGACCCUGCAUUGCAGCCAAAUGGCUUCGAUCGCGAGGCUUCACGAGCGCGCCGCCAGCCGAGCCCAUCCCUCUUCGAAAGCACCUCAAAGACGAAGCAAAGCGGCGCAAAGCAGAAGAGAAGAGCGGUAAAAAGAAGUCCUCGGUGGUAGAUACACGGCUAGAGAAGUGGGAGCUCACCGUCGGCAUUGAAGUACACGCCGAGCUGAACACUUCGCGAAAGCUCUUCUCAUCCGCUGCUGCGACGGCAGAGGAAAGCAAUGUCUUGCCUAAUUCGCGCGUCGCACUCUUCGAUGCCGCCAUGCCUGGAUCGCAACCGCAGUUUCAGCCGGCGACGCUGAUACCUGCGCUGCGAGCGGCGUUGGCGCUGGGAUGUACGAUUCAACGGACGAGUCGGUGGGAUAGAAAGCACUACUUCCACUGGGAUCAGCCCAAUGGAUACCAGAUUACGCAAUUCUACGAACCGUUUGCAAAGGAUGGAGUCUUGAGAGUGGGCGCGGACGAUGGGGUGCCGGCUGGUGAUCUGAACGGAGCGGACAGCCUGAAUAUUGGCAUCAAGCAGGUUCAGAUGGAGCAGGAUACGGCGAAGACAACGCAGGUUCCGCCGUCGACGUAUCACAUUGAUUUGAAUCGCGCGGGACACCCGUUGAUUGAGAUCAUUACAUUGCCGCACAUCCAUUCCCCGCAGACUGCUGCGGCAGUUGUACGCAAAAUCCAGGGCGUGCUGAAGAGCGUGGAUGCUUGUGUGACGGGCAUGGAGCUCGGAGGACUGCGCGCGGAUGUAAAUGUCUCUGUGCGACAGCGAGGGACACAUGGUACUUCUUCAUACAGCGGCGUCACGGGGCUGGGACAGAGGACAGAGAUCAAGAAUUUGUCUUCUUUCGCUGCGGUGGAGAAUGCGAUUGUUGCGGAGCGAGACCGGCAGAUAGCCGUGCUGGAAGCCGGCGGCGUCAUUGAGGGGGAGACGAGGGGAUGGACGCUUGGUGCGACGGAGACGACGCUGCUCAGAGGGAAGGAGGGCGAGGUGGACUACCGGUAUAUGCCCGAUGCUGACCUUCCGCCAUUGAUCAUCGGGUCCGAUCUGGUAAGGCAUUUGGAGGAGACUUUACCUGAGCUUCCCGACAAGACUACCGAGCGGGUGCAGGCUCAGUAUGGACUGAGCAAAAAGGACGCAAUGACCAUUGUCAGCUUGGAUGAUGGUGAAAGGCUGGAAUUUCUGGAGGAGGUUGUCGACUUGCUACGCGCACGAGUCGGAGCUCAAGGCGACGAGGCGUCUCAGCUCGGCCGGCUGGCUGGGAACUGGGUAAUCCACGAACUUGGAGGUCUACUCACAACAACGGACAUGGAGUGGCAAAACGUGGCGAUCACCGCGGCCGAACUCGCCGAUUUACUCUCCCACCUCCACACGAAGCAAAUCACCUCGCGCACUGCGAAACAGCUAUUGCGGACGAUUCAUGAGCUACCACCGACUGUCGAGAGACCGUCCGUGGAGCAGCUCAUCGACGAGGGCGGACUACGCCUACGGCCACUAUCGGAGGAAGGGUACGUGGCAUUGGCAGAGUCGGUAUUAUCGGAAUCUCCACAGGUCGUGGCUGCGGUGAAAGAGAAAGGGCAGAAGGGCAAGGUGAUGUGGCUUGUGGGGCAGAUGAUGAGGCUGGGAGAGGAGGGGACGGUAGAGCCGCAGAAGGCAAAGGAGGUGAUGCAGAAGCUGCUGGGCAUUUGA
Messenger RNA from Neohortaea acidophila, 1794 nucleotides. RefSeq names its product GatB/GatE catalytic domain-containing protein. Bases 1 to 1794 code for a protein of 597 amino acids. The record is from RefSeq and is a predicted model, not a curated record. Gene Ontology annotation, molecular function: glutaminyl-tRNA synthase (glutamine-hydrolyzing) activity. NCBI's taxonomy places the organism in Eukaryota, Fungi, Ascomycota, Dothideomycetes, Mycosphaerellales, Teratosphaeriaceae. The transcript has a single exon. Gene Ontology annotation, biological process: glutaminyl-tRNAGln biosynthesis via transamidation; mitochondrial translation.